Messenger RNA from Coccinella septempunctata (seven-spotted ladybird), 1645 nucleotides. RefSeq lists its product as uncharacterized. Bases 412 to 1197 code for a protein of 261 amino acids. NCBI's taxonomy places the organism in Eukaryota, Metazoa, Arthropoda, Insecta, Coleoptera, Coccinellidae. The record is from RefSeq and is a predicted model, not a curated record. The transcript is spliced from 5 exons.
GGUUCAAGUUAUUUCUACAGUUCCUUGUAAGACGAGAUUAAUUACAUUGCAACGAGUCGAAAAAUAUUGUGUAAAAGUUUGAUAUUAAGACGAAAUAAUCUUUUUGAGAGUAUAAUAUACACAUAUUAUGUGUAUAAACUUUUAAAGUGAUCGUGUGAUUUUUGGAAGUUGUACUUUUUCGGGGUAACCCACGUGGGAUGGUAUAGGUACAUCCUAGACUCCUCAGCCCCAGGAAUCAUCCCACAGCAUAUGGAAUAUAGUUAUUUGAUCGAAAUUACGUGCAUAAUUGCUGAGCCUAAUUCCUGAUCUGGUCCACAGCAGGGGGCUUCUGCUGCCCAGAUUGGGUUUGUGUGAAAAGCAAAGCAAAGUUAUUUCUAAGUUAUUGUUGAGCUCAGAGAAGCAAAUAAUCAAAUGGCGUACAUAUGUGAGGCUCAAAAAAAAAUCGUUAUACAAUUUUUAAAUGAUCAUCAAGAAUUAAAGACUGGGAAAUUCACCAAAGAUUUCACAUAUCAAAAGGCACAAGCUCUUUGGGAGCAAGUAACUAAUUUAUUGAAUUGUGUGCCGAAUGGGGCUGUAAAGCCAUGGAGCAAGUGGCGAAAGACAUGGCAAGAUAUGAAAAAGAAUGCCAAAGCAAAAAAUGCCUCUAUUAAAAGAUAUUCUGCAGGAACAGGUGGAGGACCUGCUCCUAAGGAGCUAUCCGAAGUUGAUUCAGAUAUUGUAAGUAUGUUGAGUAGUAAUCAACUAAAUGGCCUGGAAGUAGAAGAAACGGAAGUGGAGUUUUCAUUCCUUUCGUCACAACCCGAAAAUGAAUAUGGCGAAAAGAAUUGCUUCUCUUUAAAAUUGGAUGCUGCCGUAAAGGACAUAUAUGUGGAUGAAAAUGAGAAUAUGUUUGAAAAAAAUCUUGUAGAUAGUGAGUAUGCCACUCCACACAGCAGCCCAAUGAAGAUUGCAGAUUCAGUUAAUCUUGAACAUGACUAUGUUGGUAAAUCAACUCCAAAGAGGUUGUCAAAAAGUAAGAGACUUCAGACAUCGUUGGAGAUAUCAAAAAAUUCACUAAAUGCUGUAACUCAGAGGAAUGAGAUAUUAGAAAAGUACUAUAAACAAAAAACCUAUAUGCAUUUAAGGAAUUUGAAAGCACAAAGAAGAAUUGAUAGAAUGAAUACUUCUUGGUGGAAGUAUUUAAGUAUGAACCAUUAAUUUUCUGAACUUUAAAAUGAGUAUUAUGAUAGGAAAUGUUUGUGGACUUUCAUUUCACCAGUUGUGUUAUUUAGCUUGUGAAUGUUUCUUUUUGUAGUGAAUAGUUCCUUUUUAGUGAUCAUUAGCAAACAUGUUAUAUUUUCAAAUAAAUAUUAUACCUUCCCGGGACAGCCAACGGGAAGGUCUGUUUCUUAGAUGUAUUUCACUUUUGUGAAGCAGAUUUGACAAUUGGUGUUAUAUUUUUAGUUAUGAGUUUUCAGAACAUACAUACAUGAAACAAUUAUCAUAUAGUUUGCUUUAUACUUAAUUUCAAAUAAAUAUUAUACCUUCCCGGGACAGCCAACGGGAAGGUCUGUUUCUAAGAUGUAUUUCAAUUUUGUGAAGCAGAUUUGACACUUAAUUGGUGUUAUAUUUUUAGUUAUGAAUUUUCAGAACAUUCAUACAUGAA